Messenger RNA from Ipomoea nil (Japanese morning glory), 648 nucleotides. Its product is annotated as ATP-dependent DNA helicase PIF1-like. The annotation marks the transcript as partial. The record is from RefSeq and is a predicted model, not a curated record. The transcript has a single exon. Lineage: Eukaryota; Viridiplantae; Streptophyta; Magnoliopsida; Solanales; Convolvulaceae.
CGAGCAAUUUUGGCACCAACUCUUGAAGUUGUAGACGAAGUUAAUGCGUACAUGACCAACUUGAAUGUUGCCGAGUGUAGGACCUAUUUUAGUUCUGAUUCGAUCUGCCCCACUGAGAGUACCUCUGAUGUUGUGGCUGGGUUACACACUCCGGAGUUAUUUAACGGGCUAAAAUGUUCUGGGUUACCAAAUCAUUGCUUAACAUUGAAGAUUGGGUCUCCUGCUAUGUUGUUGCGAAAUAUUGACCCUUCAGCUGGGUUGUGUAAUGGUACACGGUUAAUUAUUACAAGAUUAGCAGACCACGUUGUUGAAGCAAAGCUCUUAUUUGGCAAUGCAGCAGGCUCCAAAGUUCUGAUCCCGCGUCUGUCCCUAACACCAUCUGACAGUACAUUGCCCUUCAAAUUUCAAAGGAGGCAGUUCCCGCUUAUGCUGUCCUAUGCAAUGACAAUAAAUAAAAGUCAAGGACAAACGCUUUCUACUGUUGGCCUACUUCUAAGAAAACCUGUUUUUGUACAUGGCCAGCUAUAUGUUGCAUUGUCUAGAGUCAGUUCACCAAGAGGGCUUAAAUUACUCAUUUGCAACGAAGAUGGAAAGUGUGCUUCUUCAACGAUGAAUGUUGUGUACAAAGAAGUGUUUAAUAAUUUAUAA